UUAAAAAAAAAAAAAAAAAAAAAAAAAAAAAAUUCUUUUCCACGCGUCCUGAUGGAAGGCAUCGCAGUCUAGUUCGUAUAUGGUGGUUUUUCUGUGUAAGUAAAUGAAAUCCACUUUUUUGGCGCUUUUUCUCCUUGAUACCUGCGGGGACAACUUUUUUUUUUUAAACAUCUUAUUUCCAGUUCUUCGAACAUCAAUGUGAUCAUCUGAGUGCGGCGGCUGCACUUUCGGAGUGAACAUGUAUCUGCUGCUUCUGGCUCUGCUGGCGCUGACACUUGCGGUGCCCCUGGGCCGGGCCUGCCCCAGAAGCUGUAACUGCUACCAAGCCAACGAGGUCCACUGUACCUUCAGAUCCUUGAUCACUAUCCCUUCUGGGCUGCCUACACACACACGGCGCAUAAAUUUAGGGUUCAACAGCAUCAGCAGUAUCUCAGAUAAUUCACUGGCUGGCCUAAGGAGGGUGGAGCUUCUGAUGCUUCAUGGAAACAACCUCCACCAAAUUCCAAAUGGAGUUUUUCAAGACAUGAAAUCACUACAGAUAUUAAAGCUGAGCUACAACAAGCUGAGGGAGAUCUCUUCAUCGCUGACCUUUGCCGGCCUGACUUCCAUGCUGCGACUGUACUUGGAUCACAACCUCCUCCAGCACAUCCACCCCCGGGCCCUGCUCCAGCUGCCUAACCUCAGGCUGCUCCGUCUGCAAGGAAACAGGCUGCAUCAGCUGCACCCUCACAGUCUGUGCACACUGUCGCUCCUGAACACCUAUUAUUUUUCCACACUGAGAAACCUGGAUCUGUCUAACAACAGCCUAACUACUCUGCCCAAAGAGAUUUUAGAGACGGCACCCCUACUGGAAACAUUUGUAAUGCAGACUAAUCCGUGGAGCUGCGACUGUAGAAUGACGUGGUUCCUCAGUUGGAGCCUGGCACACCCAGGUUUGAUGAAGUGUCCCAGAGGUCCACAGUGUCCAAUCUGCUCCUCACCUACUUCUCUUCAAGGACAGGACAUGCUUGAAAAGACUGACCUGUCAUGUACCUCUCCCGUCAUCCUCUCAUCAGAAAGAGAAAAACAUUUGGAGAUGGAGCUCAGUGAAAUCCAAACCAUUCAGGCCUUCAGAAAGCCUUUAGGCAAUGCUUCACUCAGUCUGUCUGACCAAGAGGGAGACAGUGUUGAUUUGACAUGCAAUAUCAGUUACUCUACCAACUCCCAGGGUAUUUUUCCUGCACCAGAUCUUUCCCUUUCUUCAACUUCUCCGCUUUCUCUCUCAUUGUCACUCUCUCUGGAGUGCCCAGUGGACGGUGACAACUAUGAGAAACUUUGGAGGAUUCUUGCUUACUAUAGUGAGACUGCAGUUCAUCUCGAGAGGGAGAUCAUGCUGAGCAAAGCCCCAGUGUUAGCUUUCCGUUACAAGCAGGCAGUGGAGAAAGAAGGAUUUCACCAUACAAGUGUUAGAGUGUCAAUAAAAGCAUGGCCACACUGGUUACUUCAGCCAGCUAUUAGCAUUCAGCUCAACAGACUGCAGUCCAGUAGAGACCGGGUUCAUCUACUACUCUCAACAACAGUGUCUGCUCAUCCUGACUCAACCUCUCAUCUCUCUGCUGUCUCUCAGCCAUGGUUAAUGAUUUCAACUAACCAUACAAUCACAGCAAUGGCUGCAAUUGCAGGCAGUAAGGUAGAGCUCUCCUGCCCUCUUCUGAGUUCUGGUAACCCUGAUGUACAGUGGAUUCUCCCAGGUAAAUCAACAUUCAUCUCCCUCUCCAGUAACCCAGGUCAAAGGGUCCAAGCUUCCAGUUCUGGCUUAAUUCUAGAAAAGGUGGAACUGUCAGAUGCUGGGCUGUACUACUGUGUAGCUUCAGCUGAAAGAGAUGUUGAUGUUCUUGCUGUGCGGCUCAUAGUGGACAGACCUUCUCUUCCACCUCGAGUGGAGCAAAGGGGGCCUCCAGUUACAGGAAUGGUUGGGGAGCCCAUCAGUCUGUCCUGCAAGACAUCUGGUGCACCAGAACCUUAUAUCAGUUGGCUGUUGCCAGAUGGUAAUCUACUACAUCAGGGUUUAGCCAAUUCAGAUGGACUCACUCUACAAGAAAACGGGAGUCUCUUCCUGGCCCAUCCUUCUUUAAGAGAUGCUGGUCAUUACUUGUGCAUUGCAGUCAACCAAUAUGGUGCUGACUCUCUUUCCAUGCAAUUGGAUUUACACUCACAACCUGCCUCACCACUUAGGACUUCACUUUCCAGAGGGCCACAGUCUGCCGCUGGACUUUCAACCAAGAUAAGAGCACCAUUGUUACACCAGCCUAUAGAGGAGGAUGGUUCAGGGGAUGGAAAAGAAGAGGUAGAGACAACUUCCGCUGCUAACAGGAGUCAUCCAAGAUCACUACAACCUGUGCAAAAUAGACGUCAUCCAGCAGGAAAACCCAGAAGACGUGGGCCUGUUCGAGUAGGUCCUGUGAAAAGAGUAGAAAUGCCAUCAUCCACCACUGAACAGAGAAGAAAUCGUUUUGACAGCAGACAUAGAAUUACUACAAACAAACAGCGAAUAGACCCUCAGAAAUGGGCUGACCUGCUAUUUAAGAUCCGCCAAAAGACGGCUCUCCACAACAACAGCCAGGCCAUCAAUGAGGUGAAGCCUACAGCUGAUGCACUGGAAAGUGGUGAAGACUCAGGAAGACACGAAGAAGAAAAUGGCACAGAGAAAAGUCCCGCUGAGGGAGCAGUUGUAAAAGUAGAAAGCGAAGGAUCCUCCAUAGAUGACAGUGCUCUGAGAGAAGAUGGCUUACAGUCUGUUCACCAUGUUCACAUGGAACCACAGACACACAGAGAGACAGGAACAGAUCAGGAAACAGACACAGAUGUAGAAAGAGGCAUAGAGAGGUCAGCAGAAACUCAGACAGACAUGGCGAAUGAGUCAGAGAGACACAUGCAGACAGAUAAAGUAACUGAAACAGGUCCACAGACAGUUACAGAACCACCGACACACAGUGAUCUCGUCACAUCUAAGCCACUGCCUGGAAUGAAUGAAAUUGUUGUUGAAAUGAAACAACAAGGAAACCCUAGCACAUCUGGAACCAGGCCUCAAAACUCAAAACCGGGACUAUUCCUAAAUUUAGUUCCCAACUCACGGCCCCAAAGCCCUUGGAACACUCGUAGAAGGAUUGGGCAACGAAGACGAAUCAUCAACAGGCCCAGGGGACGACCUGUAACCCUGCCACAAACUCUCCCUGAUCCUAGGAGCCUCAAGCCACAGAUCAGGACCUCUGACACCACCACAAAUCAAAUGAAUACUACUUUGACACUGACUUCAUCCAGAACAACUUCAGCCACUUUGUUCACAAGAAAUGCCUACAUUCAGAGUACUACUGGCAAGAUGGGACUACUUUCUCCACCUGCCCUUCUCCCUAACACACCUUCUGCCGCCCCUUCAGAUUCAGCCUCCCCUUUUAAGCUAUCUUAUUCCAUGACUCCCUCUUUAGAUGCUGCUCCAUCUCCAUCCUCCUUUUCUCCAUCACACAGAAAGACUCAUAUAGAUAUAACGACUCCUUCAGCUUUUACUCCAGACACUGUCGAUUUUGGCCUUUCUAACACUCUGCCACUUAUGUACACUCACUCUGGCAUUGCUCUGGCAAAGACGCACAAGCCUUCCACAUGGAUCUAUACAAGGAUUCGUACUCAUGGCAAAGAUGUUGAUAGAACCUCAAGUAAACAUAGUCAAGAGCUGCACAGGAAUUUGUCCCACUCUAUUACUCACCUCUCCAUUUUUUCAUCAACAGUCCCCAGUAUUUCUACAACUGCUACUGAAAAAAUCGCAACAUCUGUUCUUCCUCAGUCUACUACCAACAGUGGAAGUAGGACUAGAACCUCUACCACCACAACUACGAAACACAUAUUUCCCAUUAUCUCUACUACGACUACAGAUUCUCCUUUGACUGCAACUCCAGCUGUGGUAGUUAAUCCAGUGUUUACUAAUACCAGAACUACAACUAUUCCCACAUUCACUUCUACUCCCACAACUCUUAUCCAUCCUACCUCCACUACUAUCCCCAAUACUCUCUCCAGUACGGUUGCUCGUACAACCACCUCAACUAUUCCUACAACUGAUAGCACCAGUACAACUACUUCUACUCCUAGAACUACUGUUUCUUGGGUAUUUAUUCCUAUUCCAAAUGCUACUACCAGUGCUAUCACAAGGACUACCACUAGUGCCAGAACAUCUUCCAGAAACAGGCCAAGUCUUGACUUUGACUCAAGAGGGAAGUUUAUAUCCAUUGUUCCAAACCAGAGUCGGCCUUCUACUGAUUGGAGGAAUUCUGGGGUUAAUUCCAUUCCUGAUUCUCACCACAGUAGGCCUCAGCGGCCCCCAUCUCUUCCCCUCCCUGCAUCACCUGGGGUAUUGAGAUCCAGACCGAGGAUUGCAGACCCACACAUUAGGACUGUGUCGGUACCAGCAGACAGCACUGCCAGACUGGCAUGUGAAGCUGUAGGAGAACCAAAACCCUCCAUCACAUGGACUAAAGUCUCCACGGGCACAGUAAUCUCGGCCCACUCCAGAACUCAGCGCUUUGAGGUGCUGCCAAAUGGCACCCUUGUAAUUCAAAGUGUUCAGCUGCAGGACAGAGGGACAUACAUCUGCAGUGCAAACAGCUUCCUGGGUCGUGACAGGAUGCUAACUACUCUGGAAGUGUGGACCCGCCCCCCGCGAAUGAUGCUACUCAGUUACAGAGAAGCCACCAUCCACCAGGGUGGUGAGAUGUAUUUGGAAUGCCAGGCAGAUGGGGUUCCACCCCCUCUGCUGUCAUGGGUCCUUCCUGAUCGUUCCAUUCUGACCUCCGGUUCUCCAUCACACGGUCGCUUCACCAUGGACACGAAUGGAACCCUACAUAUCUCAGUAACAACACCAAGUGACCGGGGACUUUAUCGCUGUAUGGCAUCAAACUCAGCCGGUGUUGUGAGUGCCUCUGUUCGUGUGCACGUGUCCUCUUUGCCCCCCGUGAUACAGCAGCUCAGAGAAGCACAAUUGGUGUUGUCUCCAGCCAUGCCUCUUUAUGCUCACUGCUCUGCUCGUGGUGCACCACCACCAACGGUGCGCUGGCGAAUCCCAGAUGGGACUCUCAUUCGUCCAUCCCAAUUUGUACAUGGCAACCUUUUUGUUUUGCCUAAUGGGACACUACAUAUUCGAAAAGUUGGACUAAGAGACUCUGGGAGUUAUGAGUGUACAGCAACGAACGCUGUCGGAGCUGACAAGAGGGUUGUGAGGGUUGAAGUGCAAACAGUGGGAGUAGGAAGUCCAGAAAGAGCAAAAAAUAGUGGGACUGAACCUUCACCUGCAUCCUCAGUCAAAAAAGAUGUGACUUCUUUGCAGAAUUACCCCUCAGAACAGCUGAACACUGAUAAAACCAGAAGCUCUUCCCCAUCAUCCUUUGAUCGAUCCAGGACCUUUCUCCACAAGACUAAUUCACCCAGAUCUUCUGACCCUCCUCCACCUGUUUCUACAAACUCGCCCCUGAAAAUCAACAAAGUAGUCAUGCAGUUGAUCCGAACAAACAUAACAGCAUCACCACCCUCCUCAGGGUCGACAAACAACACCAAACUCUCACCCAGCUUUGUAAAUAACAAAGGAGUUGUUCUUCCUUCCCCCAGUGAUAAAAACAGAGCAGCAGCUGUGUUGCAUUCUUUACCCAUCUCCCCCUUUAGUAAAGCUCGCAUUGUCUCCACCUCACCUUCCAUCACUACAGUCCAUUAUGGCAUGAUUUUGCAGCUUCAUUGCUCUGUAACUGGCAACCCAUCACCCACCAUCAUUUGGAGGACACCUAGCAGGAAACUGGUGGACACACACUUCAGUUUUGAUCGACGUCUGAAGGUGCACCCCAAUGGUACCCUGACAGUCCAGGCGGUAACGGAAAAAGAUGCUGGAGAUUACCUUUGUGUUGCACGCAACAAGGUUGCAGAUGACUAUCGCCUGCUCCGUGUCUCUGUAGCUACCAAGCCGGCCAAGAUUGAGCCCAAGCAACCGUUUAAUCAGAUGGUGUCAUUUGGUGGUCCACUGAAGGUGGACUGUCAGGCAUCUGGACUGCCUGAUCCAGCUGUUCAUUGGAGCCUCCCUGAUGGAACUAUGGUAAACAGUGUGUUGCACGGGGAAGAGAUAGGAGGGCGAGCACGGAGGCUAACUGUGUUUGGAAAUGGGACAUUACUGGUUCCAGCAGUGGGUAUGGGAGAGGAAGGGGAGUAUACGUGUUACGCUGAGAAUCAGGGAGGUCAAGACACCAUGAAGGUGAAGGUCAAAGUCAUGAUGACGUCUCCACCAACCUUCAGCGAUGACAUCUUUCACAUCAUUAAAGUACGCCAGGGAAUGACUGCUGCUGUUCGCUGCCGAGCCAUAGGAGAUCCCACUCCAACGGUGACAUGGACCUCCCCAGUCAACCGUGUCAUCCCACAAAGUUCUGAUUCUGGUUAUUUUGCUCAGAGAGUUCAGAUGCUUUCAGAUGGAACUCUGGAAGUGCAUUUUGCCCAAAAAAGUGAUUCUGGAAACUAUACAUGCAUAGCUCGCAACUCUGUGGGGGAGCGGCUCAGGGUGGUUGGCCUAGAGGUAGAGGUUCCUCACCAUGGACUGAGUGGCCAUUUCGGUCAAAGUGGAGUUGCUGUGAAAGAGGGAAGAGCUUGGAGUAAAAGCAAUGGGCCCAGCAGUGGUCAUAGUAGUAGUAGAUCAGGCGACAUCAUUGAUAGUUCUGAGCUGAGUAGGUCUUCUCCAGUGUAUGGACUUUAUCAUGGAUUCAGAAGAAACUUUAAUAGUAAUAACAGCAACAACAAUGCUCAUAGUGAGAAUAAUGGCAGCAUAAGAAACACUGUGCAAAGCACUGGCAUUAGCAUCCCAAGCACUGGCUUUCAUCCUGCCCGUAGGAGUGGAAAUCGAGUCCACGGGCCUACUGGUAGAGUUCCACCACAACUUGAUAGUGCAGUCAGUGUCAGCAUAAGUGAGACAAGAAAUUUAGCCAUAAAAGCAGAUAACACUGGAAUAAAUACACCUGCAGAUUUGAGUAGUAGCACUAACAGUGAGGGCAACAGUCAGAAACAGUUUGGGGGGAUUGCUAGGUCUAGUAAUGAAGUCACAAGGAGAACAACUGAUACUGACCCAAGCACCAGUAAAAUCAAUGGCAGGUUAAGUGCUACCUUGAGAAAUAAUGAUGUUUUUAGUGGCCGUGCAUCUAUUAAUGGAUCUGCUACUGGCACACUCAUGGGAAAUGGUUUCAGUGGGAGCAGCAGUAGAGGAGUUAUUAUGAUUGGAAGUGAUGUGACUGAUGACAACAUUGGAGAGGGUGUAGCUCCUGGUCAUAACAGUGAAGGUACUGGUGCUUCAGGCCUCAGAAAUUCCACUAAUACAGCUGUAAAUGUAACUACAGCGAAGCAGCGAGUGGUGAAAGGCCAAACUGUUCUUUUACCAUGCCCCUCCCAAGGCUACCCUCCACCUCGUCUCUCCUGGCUUCUGCCUGGAAACGGCGUGUUGCCAGCCCCUUACUACGGCAGCAGACUCACUGUAUACCGGAACGGCUCCUUGGAGCUACGAGGCGUGCGUUCAAGCGACGGAGGGAUCUUGGUGUGCGUGGUGAGAGGUGAAAGAGAAGAGACAAGGAUACAGGUGGAGCUGGUUGUCUCUGAGGAACAAGACAAUGUCAGAUUGUCAAACAGGGCACCAGUUGCAGAAAGUCCUCUGCAAAAAACUCCUGUAUUAUACAGUAUACCUCAUACAGGAACUUCAGUGGAUUCAUGGCCUGCUUUAGCCAAGAAACCUCAAUCAAGAAUUCCCAUUACUGAAAAGCCACCACAGAGACCCUCAACUGUACCUGCUGAACCACCUAUCCAUUCAUCUGGCCCUGUCUCAAAACCAGUAGUAACCACCAGAACAGCAUCCCUGGUAAGCAUCAUUAAUGGAGAAACCCUGCACCUUCCCUGCCCUGUUCCUCAACCUCCUGGAUCUAACCAGGGUUCAUUAACCUGGACCUUGCCCAAUGGCAAAGUACUACCCCGUGGUGAGAGUGCAGAUUCGGGUCAAUACUAUGUCCAGGCAGAUGGAACUCUAAAAGUGCUAAAGGCAUUCGUGCAUGAUCGAGGCACCUACUCUUGCAGAUCCACCAGUUACGAUGCCUCCUCAGUUUUUAUUGGUACAGUUCCAGUCAUCGUCAUCGCCUACCCCCCACGCAUCACAACAGGCCCAUCACCUGUGACCUACACUCAACCUGGGGUUGCCGUGGAGUUACCCUGCCUUGUCAUCGCGACACCGCGGGCGACUAUAACCUGGGAAACACCAGACCUGUCGCAACUGAAGGUGAUUAAUCAGGCGCGUACCUAUGGAAACCACUAUCUUCGUGCUCAGGGUUCCUUGGUGAUUCAGAACCCAACGAGUCGGGAUACAGGAUUUUACAGAUGUACUGCAAACAAUGUUAUAGGAACAGACACCAAGGUGACCUACCUGCAUGUUAUAUAAUGGGAGACACAAACACAUGCACACACACACAGACUUUACCAUGUGCAUGCUUACAUAUGUAGGAAGCAUUGAUAUUUUCUCAAAAGAAAAAAUAGACGGACAGACUUCCUCAAGAUGACUGAACUCUUAUGGCGUUAGUAGGUCAUGUCCUGAAAGCCCAAAGGAACUGCAAAUCUCAUUACAGAAGACACUGUUGAACCUAAGACCAAAAAAAGGUAUUUUUUACAGUAUGUCUUUUCAGUAAUGUUUUUAUGUUUUAUAGCAAAAUUCAGCAGAAUUAGUGCCUUGGAGUUGUUUUUCUAAAUAUUUAAAGAAGUUCCUCGUACGGUACAAACUGGUCUUCUUAACCUUUUAUGCCUCGUUGUGUGUUACAAGUAUUAAAGUGCAUCAUAAAAAGCAAAUAAAAUGCACAGCACAUUUUACAUUAUUGCAAAACUGUAAAUGGCUUCAACUGUACCCAUGGGCUGUUUCAGAGGGAGAGAAAAAAAUCCCCCCAGCAGCUAACUGCAUUGUUUUUCCUCAGCAGUACAGGUAAACCUCAUUAACUCGCGCAAGUUGGGGUCCACAAAAUCAGACCGCGAGUUAUCUGAAACUGCAAGUUAAUGAAGUUGACGAAAAAAAUCACUUCAUCUAGAGUGGGUUCAAAAUGUUUUUUUUUUUCCUCUUUCAGCUGCUGGAUGUCACCGAUGAGAGUUCUGUCAGUGCGGAAUACUCCUGAUGAUUCAAAAUUUUGGAUGUGACUCUUCAGAUCCUUACUGCCGGUUCAGAUUGGGUCGGAAUUUACACACGCGCCCGCCGUAUGUGUGGCUGGAAUUUACAAAUGUGCCCAGUGGUGGGCACGUGGGCAGAGAGUCACAUCCAAAAACUUCUGCACAGAAUCAUCCGCCCUCAUUGCUGACAUGCAGCAGCCAGAGGAAAAAGAAGAAUCGUCGUCCUGAAUCGUCCACACUGAUGAUCCCUCCCAAAAAUGGUCAAAUCAAAACUGACUUUUAUACAGUCUAAAUUUACGGGGUCUACAAAUCGACUGUGAGUAAAGCCAAAAUGCAACUUGCGAGUUAAUGAGGUUUACUUGUAGUUUCUACAUUUCAUUGUUUCUUCGAUGACUUAAUGUUUUUCAUAGUGUAAUUUCAACAUAUAUUUUGGUAUGUAUGGUAUACUUUAAAACAACAAGAUCAGUUGUUGCAAGUGAUGGCUAUAUCCAUUUAACUGCUAAAACAUGGGACUUCAUUAUAAAAAAUUGUUGGAUUCAGGUGAUAAACACUUGAUUUAAGAGUGAAUUGUUACACAAAUUUAUAUUUUUGGAAUAUAUAUGACCAAAAGUUAUUUUAUUUUUUUGACCAUUGAUGUACAUGUAAGUGGCAGCUUUGUGUUGGGAUGUCAACAUAAAACCUGUGAAAGAUGCAAUAGUGCCUUCAGCUUCAUGACACACUGAAACAUGUUAAAA
Molecule: messenger RNA, 9911 nt
Organism: Thalassophryne amazonica
Lineage: Eukaryota; Metazoa; Chordata; Actinopteri; Batrachoidiformes; Batrachoididae
Product: matrix-remodeling-associated protein 5-like
Exons: 12
Coding region: 239-8467 (2742 amino acids)
Cellular component (GO): extracellular region
Molecular function (GO): protein binding
Source: RefSeq, a predicted model, not a curated record